This is a messenger RNA of Colletotrichum destructivum, 639 nucleotides long. RefSeq lists its product as uncharacterized. The record is from RefSeq and is a predicted model, not a curated record. Bases 1 to 639 code for a protein of 212 amino acids. Lineage: Eukaryota; Fungi; Ascomycota; Sordariomycetes; Glomerellales; Glomerellaceae. The transcript has 2 exons.
AUGCACUUCUCGUCGCUCCUCUCCCUGGGCCUCGCGGCCACCGCGUCGGCCAUCGACGUCAGAGGUCACUACGGCGGCACCUGCGACGGUGCCUAUGUGGGCUGCGCGAACAUCAACCCCAACGUGUGCUGCGUUAUUAGCGGCUCCGCCAGCAGCGGCAGGUCCAGCGUUUCCGUGGCUGCCAUCCCGGGCGACUGGCGCAUUCGCACUCAGGCUUACACGGGCGGCGGCUGCUCAUCACUCGCGGGUCAGCUCGACUCGAACGGUAACACGUUCGUCUGCCUGUCGUACAGCUCGCGCGGUGACCGAACGGGAGGUCAAUACUGGUUCGUCGGCCGCAAGCGUGCCGACGACAACUCGUGCCCCGCCGAGCAGCCCGGUGGCGGAAAGUGCGAGGCUGUCGCCAAGCCCGAUACCCUCGGACUCGCGGACGGCACCGAGUACAACAUCACCGGCCUGUCGGAUGAGAAGCUUCAGGAGUUGGUAAGUGUUGUCUGCGGCCCUGAGAACAAGCAUGAUGAAUGCGUAUGGCACCUAGACGAGAUGCUGACUUGCUUGCCCCGCUUAAAGGAGAAGAUUGCUACCACUGGCGCCGGUGCCGACGCCGUGCCCGCCGAGUUCCAGACUCUCCGCCGCUAG